AAAUUAUUGCCACAAAAGUACAGAGAGUGAAACUCUUUUAGCUUCUUGUUCAUAGGAUAAAACUUAUUUUAAACAGUAUGUUUAUUGUAAUUAAUCAGGCAAAGGUUUCAAACAAUGGUCAAAUAUACAUUUUUUUUAAUUUUUUUUGGGAAAUUGUGUUUGUGAGUUUAUUUGGAACGAGAUAUUUUGAAAAACAUCAACAAUAACACCAAAAUAUCGUUAAAAAAUAAAGGCAGACUUGUUCAAAUUCAUUUAAAAUUUCAGGAAAUCAUGUUUUACUUCCGCCUGUCUCCCGAAAGGGCGGGUCAACAAAUAAUCACGUGACAAAAAUACAGGAAACGUGUUUAUACUGUCGUCGUGAGAAAUAUUUGGAUCAUUUGGAUUUACCGUCUAUUUUACACAUGCUGCUGUUACCUGUACAUAUGCCUCUGAGCUGACGUCAUACAGGGAGGACUGUUUUGUCAACACGUUUCAACUCAGUGUAGUUAGCUGCUGCAGCUAAUGCUAACCUGGUUUCCCACUGUUGCUGAUGAUGGAGCGGCUGAUUUCUCGACUUACCGAGAAAAGCGUCCUCUUCCCGGCAUCCUUGGCUUUGCGGCUGGCUUUGGUUGUUUAUGGAAUCCACCAGGACAGAACCAUGGUCGUGAAGUACACUGACAUCGACUACCAUGUGUUCACAGACGCUGCACAGUUCGUCACGGAGGGAGCAUCUCCAUACAACAGAUCUACCUACCGCUACACUCCGCUUCUGGCCUGGAUCCUCACUCCGAACAUCUAUCUUAGUGUGGUUUUUGGCAAGAUCCUGUUCAUCCUAUGUGACGUGCUGUCAGGUCUGCUCAUCUACAAAAUCCUGCGACUGCAUGGUCAUGCCUCUGAGACUGCAUGUCGUGUUUCUUCUCUGUGGCUCCUCAACCCACUGCCGAUGGGAGUGUCCAGCCGGGGAAACGCAGAGUCCAUUCUUGCAGCCCUGGUGCUGGGGACAUUACUGUGCAUGGAGAGUCGGCGUCUCAUCUGCGCAGCUGUUUUGUUUGGCCUGUCGGUCCAUAUGAAGAUCUAUCCCAUUACAUAUGCUCUGCCCAUUGUGCUGACCCUGCAGACUGAAGGAACCAGAGCAGAGAUGGACAAACAGAGGUGCAGUUGGAGGACAAUGAUCACAUUCACCGGCAGCUUCCUCAAUGCUCGACUGUUUCUCUUCGCAAGUGUGGCUGCAGGAACCUUCUGCAUGCUGACAGGACUUUUCUACUGCAUGUAUGGGUGGGUGUUCCUCAAUGAGACGUACUUUUAUCACCUGACCAGAAGGGACAUCAGACACAACUUCUCUCCAUACUUCUACAUGCUCUACCUCACUGCAGACAGCAGAUGGAGUCAGUGGCUUGGCCUGGCUGCGUUUCUCCCUCAGCUCCUACUGCUGUUGUUGGCAUCAUGGGCCUUUCGCUCUGACCUGGCCUUUUCCUGUUUCCUCAACACAGCAAUUUUCGUGUCCUUCAACAAAGUCUGCACUUCACAGUACUUCCUGUGGUACCUGUGUUUGCUUCCUCUGGUAAUUCCUCAGCUGAGUCUUUCUUGGAAGCAGGGAACCGGACUGUUGCUCCUCUGGUUCACUGGACAGGGUUUGUGGCUGUGCCCCGCCUACUUUCUGGAGUUCGAAGGCUUCAACACGUUCCUGUUGAUCUGGCUCACAGGACUACUUUUCUUGGUCAUCAACUGUUACAUAUUGAUUCAAAUCAUUGUUCAUUACAAAUUUACUCGGAGGAAAAAGGUGGAGUAAUGAAGCUAUCUCACUGAGUCUAUAUAUAUUUUGAUUUGACCUAAUGAACAAAUAGUUUCUAUAGUUCAAAACCUAUGGUCACACCACAUGAUAAUGGAGAUAUUUCUAUGGUCUGUUUCAGCCAGAAUGUCAUUCAUUUGGCAUGGUUUUGUUCUUUGGAGAAAUGUACGUAAAUAAGGUGUGGUUGAAUUCAGCGGUUACUGCUGAAAAUAAAAAAAAAAGUGGUACAUAUUAAUCUGGUGGAGGAUUUUUAAUAGUCCAAAAGAGACAUAUCAUUUAUUUUUUACAUGAUGGAAUGUGAAUUGUUAAAGAAAAACAAUUAUGUUUAUUUAUCAAUAAAGAGAACUGAAUAUAAAUGGGUUACUAAGCUGUGGUUUAACUGGCCAAUCAUAUUUUUUUUAACUUAAAUAAAAUAAAGUACAAAUAAAAA
Cynoglossus semilaevis (tongue sole) is the source of this 2198-nucleotide messenger RNA. It is a transcript of the gene pigm, whose product is annotated as phosphatidylinositol glycan anchor biosynthesis, class M. Gene Ontology annotation, cellular component: membrane; glycosylphosphatidylinositol-mannosyltransferase I complex. Gene Ontology annotation, molecular function: GPI mannosyltransferase activity; alpha-1,4-mannosyltransferase activity. Lineage: Eukaryota; Metazoa; Chordata; Actinopteri; Pleuronectiformes; Cynoglossidae. Gene Ontology annotation, biological process: GPI anchor biosynthetic process. Bases 530 to 1768 code for a protein of 412 amino acids. The transcript has 8 exons. The record is from RefSeq and is a predicted model, not a curated record.